This is a messenger RNA of Orussus abietinus, 1811 nucleotides long. Its product is annotated as alpha-ketoglutarate-dependent dioxygenase alkB homolog 6. The record is from RefSeq and is a predicted model, not a curated record. Bases 1068 to 1790 code for a protein of 240 amino acids. Lineage: Eukaryota; Metazoa; Arthropoda; Insecta; Hymenoptera; Orussidae. The transcript has 6 exons.
GAUACAUGACAUAUUCGCGAGGUUAACGUCUUUUAGCGCACAUAUAAACACGUAAAAAUUGUUAAGAAAUAAUUAAUUUGACAUUUGUGUUCAAAUUCUUUUGACUUAACUCUGUUUAAUAUCAAAUUUCUAAUUGGAUUUGUUAUUAUCUAUUUACAAAGAGAAGGGCGCAAUGUACUUUGCGCUCGCGUAAAAAACUAGGGACGUAUUAUACGUUGUAAUAUACGCGUACAGAACCAUGUAUGUAUAUUACAUGACUUAUUAUACAUAUCCAACUCUGCAUUUCCUGUAGAUUUCGCCCGACGAUCGCGGUGGCAAACGAAUGUCCGUCACCGGGAUCGCCAGGAGUCUCCAGUACCAACUACGCAUACGCAAUUAAGCGAAAUUUUGAUUAAACAAAGGUAUAACACAAUAGAACAGUGAAACAGUGAAAUAAUAGAAGAAACAACCACGUUUCAAGGAUAUAACACAAUAAGGCAGCGAAACCGUGAAAUAAUAGGAGGAACAACCACGUUUCAAGAAAAUCAAUUGAACGGCGCCUCUAGCUUCGUCAAUAAAUAAGUUGGCAUUAUAGAAACUGCGCAAUGAAGACUCUGGAGCAAAGAAUUCAGAAGUCUCCAUAGAAGCCCAGAAGGAUACGAACGUUUGAUGCUCGAUAAGUAGUAUGUUAGCCAAUGGAUGGCAGUGCUGUAAUCAUCUCUCCGUCUCUCUUAAUCUUAUGGCGAUCAGAGAUGCUCCGUGGUGAUAUAUAGCGGAUUGCAUUCUUUCUUUAUCUUACACCCAAUACUCGCCUUUCUAUAUACGUCUCUCUUCCUCCUGUAUGGAGAUAUCGUUGGCUAACACAUGCGAUCUCUCUUUUACCCCCAUUUCUGGUUUGUUAAUCAACUUUUAAAGCAUCAAGCGCUAACAUAGGAUCUGGGCAUCUAUGGGACUUCUGAAUUCUUUGGCUGAAGCCAUAACUAGUAACCAACCAUACAUAUGCUGUAACCGUAUUGGUCACAUAAUUUUCUAAUUUUCUCCGUUCUACACAGUAAAUUACUUAAUUUACGUGAUAUUUUGUAUUACGAAUGAUGGAGCAACAAACAGAAGGAAAUAAUGAGGACAAAUGUAAACGAAAUAUUCUUUCUCAAAACAUAGUUAAAGGGGUUUCACCUUUAGCACUAUAUAUUCCUGACUUCAUAUCUGAAAUAGAUGAAACUUAUAUAGUGAAACAAAUUAAUAGUGCACCAGUGCCAAAAUGGACACAAUUAAGUCAUCGUAGACUUCAGAAUUGGGGUGGAAUACCACAUGCCAAAGGUAUGAUUGCUGAAGAUAUGCCAAGUUGGCUUACAAAAUACAUUGACAAGAUAUGUGAUUUAAAUGUUUUUGAACAAAGUGUAUUACCUAAUCAUGUAUUAAUUAAUGAAUAUCUACCAGGUCAAGGAAUAAUGGCACAUUCUGAUGGACCACUUUUUCAUCCUAUUGUAACUACUAUUAGUUGUGGUUCUCAUACUUUACUAGACUUUUAUAAACGAUUGGACACGGAAGAAAUUGAUAAAACAUCAAAGAUUGAAUUCAGCUUCUUACUUGAACCAAGAAGUUUGUUAAUUUUGCAAAAAGACUUGUAUCAUAAUUAUUUACAUUCUAUAGCUGAAAAGACAAGUGAUACUAUAACAAAGGAAAUAAAAAAUUUGAAUCUGUGUUCAACAAAUUAUACAGAUGAAGAAGUGAUACAGCGAGGAACAAGAUUAUCAUUAACAAUUAGACACGUUCCAAAAACUAGUAAACUUAAGUUAAGAAUAAGAAAAUAAAAUAAAUUUUUGUAUAAAGUA